This is a messenger RNA of Lolium rigidum, 1408 nucleotides long. RefSeq names its product zinc finger CCHC domain-containing protein 9-like. Gene Ontology annotation, molecular function: single-stranded RNA binding; translation regulator activity; zinc ion binding. The coding region runs from base 16 to 1191 and encodes 391 amino acids. NCBI's taxonomy places the organism in Eukaryota, Viridiplantae, Streptophyta, Magnoliopsida, Poales, Poaceae. The record is from RefSeq and is a predicted model, not a curated record. The transcript is spliced from 8 exons. Gene Ontology annotation, cellular component: cytoplasm. Gene Ontology annotation, biological process: positive regulation of cytoplasmic translation.
UCACCUCCCCUCACAAUGCUGCUGCGCCUUCCUUACGCGCGCCCCGCACCGUCCACAGCUCGAUGGAGGCCGCCGGGGCCGGAGCGGGCGCGGCCGAGGCCGCAGCCGGCACAGCACCUCCGCCGAGGGCACGCGGCCGCUUCCUCGGCCGACGGCGGCGGGGCGCCGCUCCACUACGACCCUCUGGCGGACCUCCUCGGCCCAGACCUCGACCCCAGCACCUCGCAGAACACUGCCCCGGUUGCAGAGAAGGGGAAGCUGAGGUCCUGGGUUGGUCCAAAUGGGCAAUACUAUCGAGAGUUGCCUUGCCCUAAUUGCAGGAGUAGAGGAUACACUCCUUGCAAUGAGUGCGGGAUAGAUAGAUCCAGUUUGGACUGCCCUAUGUGCAAUGGCAAGGGUAUUAGGACGUGUAUGCAAUGUGAUGGAGAAUGUGUGGUAUGGCAAGAAUCUAUUGAUGAACAACCAUGGGAGGAAGUUCUAUCUAGUUCUCCCUUGAAAGUAAAGGAAGAUGAUGAAGUCGACAAACUAGAUAUAAAGAUCAGCACCUCAAAAAGAUCAAAGCGUGCUUAUCCAUCUCCAUCUCCGGAAGUUGCCAUGAAGAUUAGCCGAUCUUUAAGAAGUCUGAAUGCUAAAACAGGAUUGUUUACUAAACACAUGAAGAUUAUACACCAAGAUGCCAAAUUGCAUGCUCAAAGAGUUGCUGCAAUCAAGAGAACAAAAGGUACUCCUGCAGCAAGAAAUCAUGCUUCUGAAAAACAAAAGGCAUUCUUCAAGGAUCCUGAGAAUCGACUCAAGAGAAGCAUUGCCAUGAAAGGGGUGAAAUUUUAUUGCAGUAAAUGCGGGCAAGAAGGACAUAGAAGCUUUUAUUGCCCAACAGUGAGGGAAAUUUCAACCAGAGUGCAAUUCAGAUGCGGGUUAUGUGGGGGAAAGGGACAUAAUAGCCGAACAUGUGGGAAACCAAAGUCAGACAAUGAACGUCAGCGGCAGCCUCGGCAUUGCAGCCUAUGUGGUGAAAAGGGUCACAACCGUCAGAACUGCCCUGGGUCCCCACGGGUGGAGGUUGGCACUUCUGGGCAUAUUUCUAAGAAAGUUAACCGUCCCAAUUCAGGUAUUUAUUCAUGCAGUUUCUGCUCAGAAAAAGGGCAUAACAGACGGACAUGCCCAAAACGAAAUGCUAGCUUAGGAAGAUGAAAACUGUGAGCAGUUGAAAAUAUAUGUUAAGCUGCAUUUCGAUCAUAUGAAACAUCUACUGAGUAUCACUGCUGACACGUCCAGUGAAUGCAGUCACCUAAACCAAGUUUUUGUGCUUCCAACUCGAUAAGAGUAAGCAAUCAGUCGCAUCCAUGGUGUUCAAGGUCUACCUAUAUACCAAGUAAAAGUUAAGCAAUGAAAGGGGAGGUUUUAAUAU